UUGCACGCAACCUGCACCACUAGUAGCCCAGCGAGUGCGCAUGUUUUGAGAAGCAGGUCACCAACACAUCAGCUGCGCACUUGUAGGUGUACUGCAUAUCCCACUGUACUAUGUGCGCAGUACGUUGCUCAAGCACAGAACGCUGAAGCAUUAACGUAGUUAGCGACCUUGCAACUUCACCACUCUCAUACUUCGGAAAUCCAUCGUAUAACCAAAGGAUCGCCUGGUAAAGACUGAAGUGCUCACUGAAGAUAAGAGGAAGUGCUGCAUGGACAAUGCGUGAAAUUCAAAACUGACCGUCCAAAUUUCGAGAAAGGGAAUAGGCUUUAGAGGGGCCGCAUCAAUUGCGGAAAGCAGAGGUCUGGAGCUAACUGUCACCUGCCUUGCACCACCUCUAAUAAUUUCGGUGUAAGCUGUUAAGAUUAAAAUGAGCUGACUUAACUUUGAUCCAAGAACCCUGUGAAAUUCUACUCGUUUUCAAACACAGCUCAUUCUUUGGAAGUGAACCCAUGUUUGGAAUGACAGAUCCUCGGACAAUCUUCCUAAGACGUGGACUGUUGAAGCUGGAUGUUGCAAUGUCGCUAGUGGUCUUUGUACUUUGCUUGGUAGCGAGCGCCAGUGCCCUGUCUUGUGGUGGGCCCUGUGACCCUUCAGAAUGCCCACAAGUUGACUGCCGGGGCGGGAAGGUAUACGGACCAUGUGCCUGCUGCAUGGUUUGUGCCAAACAGCUGGGCGAAUCGUGUGGUGGUCAGUAUGACCUGGCUGGACAGUGUGACCAAGGGUUAAUUUGUUCGGUCAGUCUGGAAUUUGGUGAGGCUGUGCCAGAGCAAGCCAUAGGAAUAUGCCAAGAAAUGAAACCAGAUCUUCGCAUAUCAGAAUAUGUUGGGUCUGGCUCCGGCCCCCAGCUUCUGGGUGUGCCGCAAGACUGUGAGAAACUUCACUCUGGCUGUAAUAUCCAUCACGGUCUGUGUGAGUGCAACAGUGAUGUACUGGGCUGUCAGAACCCUUUUCAGUUUGAGAGCCCGGAAGAUUGUGCUGAAGCCUUGCAGUCUGGACACACGGAAGGAGAUAAAAUCACGGACUGCGCCAGUGCCCGCUGCAAGAUUGUCUUUGACAUCACCUGCCCGGCAGACAGCCUCAAGAUGGAGCCCCACCCACCGCCGGGGGAGUGCUGCCCCCAGCCAGCCACCUGCCGCUGCGACUUUGCCUCGUGCCCAGACAUGCUGUGUGGGGAAGAGUACAACAAAGUGAUGGUGAGGGUGGCCACGGGCCAGCCAGGGAGCUGUUGUCAUCAGUAUGAAUGCAAGCCCAAAGAUGUGCAGACCAUGCCAGAGUGUGCAGGCAUUGUCUGUGCAGAGGUGUCCGCCAGCCCCAUGGUCUGCCCCCCAGGAACCACACUCGUCCCAGGGGGCUUCACACCGGAUGGUUGCUGUGGGACUCCAAGCAGGUGCGAAUGCGAGCCCGAAAGUUGCGAAGUACCCACCUGUUGGCCUGCAUUUUCCCCUAAGCGGGUUGCCACGGCAACAUUGGAACUGGGCCACUGCUGUGACACAUAUGACUGCGUAGCAGUGGAGAUCAUGGAGAACUGUAUUCAUGAGGACAUGCUUUUCCUGGAAGGCGCCACGUGGACCGUGGGCAACUGCAAGACGUGCAUAUGCCAGAAUGGCACAGCGUACUGUGAGAUCACGCAGGCCUGUUAUGCCGAGGAGAGCCUGCUGGUGUGUUACACAGAGACUGGGCUGCGUACACCAGGGGAGCAUUGGGCUCAGGACGACUGCACGUCCUGCCAGUGCCACAGUGGUGAGGUGCGGUGCCAGGUGGCGAGCUGCAUCACCAACUGCCUGAAUGCCCGCAAGGUGCCUGGGAUAUGCUGUCCUGUGUGCGAUGAGCCAACGUUUGUCACUAUAGUGCCGGUGGAAUGCCCGAAGAUGAGCUGUGCUCUGCAGUGUCAUCAUGGGUACAAACACGAUAGCAGUGGGUGCAUGACUUGCGAAUGUGUCAUGGGAACUCCUGGUGUUCUGACAACCGUGACGCCACCCACCAUCGUCUGUCCAGCUCUAGACUGUAGCCUGGUGUGUCCUCUAGGCCUCCAGAUGGACAAGGACGGCUGCAGGAGGUGUGAAUGUAACACAGAAACUUGCCCAGACCUAAUCGCUACCUGCCCCAAGCUCUGCCCACUGGGCUACCGGACAGACGAGCGAGGCUGCCGCCUCUGCAAGUGCCUGCGCAAGCCGGCCUGCCCCGAGGCCGAGCCCUGUGACAAGACCUGCCUGUAUGGUCACCAGACGGGUCGCAACGGCUGCCCACGCUGCAAGUGCCUGAACUGCCCCAUGCUGGUGGAUUGCACCAAGCAGUGCACCCAUGGACUAGAGAGGGACGACCGAGGCUGUGAGAUCUGUAAAUGUAAAAGCAACCCACUGCCCACGCUGCGCCCUGUCACCCUGGGCUCAUGCCUGACGCUGGACGGCCGUAUCCACGACGACAGCGAGAUCUGGCACGACGGCUGCCGGGAGUGCUUCUGCCACAAUGGCAAGGAGAUGUGCUCGCUGAUUGCCUGCCCUGUGCCCGAGUGUAGCCAGCCCACCAUCAGGCUGGGCGACUGCUGUCCAACCUGUCCAGACUUACCGGACAGUGGCACCCUUGAGCCUGUGGUCAGCCACAGUGUUUGUCAGUCACUCAGGGGAGAGUAUUACAUCGAAGGGGAGACCUGGAAUGCCGACUCUUGCACAGUGUGUGUCUGUCAUGACAGUAGGGUUCUUUGCUCCACCAUGGCUUGCCCUCCGCUGCCUUGCAACCAGCCUGUCGUGGGAGAGGGUGGAUGCUGCCCCGUAUGCCCAGACAACACCCUGAACGGGUCUGCCACGCCGGACGACAUCCGGCCACCCAGCAGCUGUCAGAUGGUCAGCGGUGUCUUCUUCGAGUCGGGAGCCUCCUGGAAGGAAGACGACUGUACCAGUUGCACUUGCCGAGACGGCGAGGUCACUUGCUACUCACAGGUCUGCACACCGGUGGACUGCAGGGUACCAGUGCUGAAGAAGGGCCAGUGUUGCCCUGUUUGCAUAGGGCCUACGCCGGUCUCGCACUGUGAGUUUGACGGGGUGAUGUACGUCGACGGGGAGACUUGGAACCUGGACCUGUGCAUCCACUGCAUGUGCAAGGAAGGCAAGACGGGCUGCGUUGUGCCUGACUGUCCCGACACCAGCUGUAGCAACUCGGUCAUCAUGCCCGGUGAAUGCUGCCCACGAUGUCCCAACAACACACCAAGAAACACAGACGAGCCAGUCGUUGAUCUCAAUAAUGAAGUGGCACCUGUUAAUGAUAUUGAUACACAACUCACCCCAGUUAUGCCCAACCACGUGCCAAACAUGAAUGCAAUAGAUUCUUCUUCCAAAACAACUCUUGAGAAUAACGAGUCGUCCUCAUCCUCUACAUCCAAGCCAUUCCCCGUCCUGCCAGUCAUUUUCUCCACCUUAGCCGUACUCCUUGCCAUCUGCAUUGUCCUGAUCAUGCUGCUCUAUGUCACGCGCUGGCGGCACCGUCUUCUCUACCAGGUCACCAAGAAGGGGGCCCCACCCCCCAAGGUCAUCCCCUCCUCGCCCCCCGUGGUGACGGCGGUCAAGACGUCGAACGCCGACGUCAAGAACAGCAACCGGGACUCGGUGCGGGACUCAGGGCGGGACUCCAUCCGAGACUCGGCCAUCUUCAAGGACAAUAUGGCCGCCAAGAGCAACCUGGAGGCGGGCAUUGACGUCAAGCGGUUAAGCGAUUACGCCGGUGGGAGACCGGUGCCUGUCUGAUGGGAAAAAAAAAACCAGGGAUGGACUUUAUGAAGAGUAUUUUUGUAGUUUAAGAAGUGUAAUAAAGUGUAAGUGCCACAUUUUUGUUGGGGGGAGGA
Messenger RNA from Acanthaster planci (crown-of-thorns starfish), 3895 nucleotides. RefSeq names its product cysteine rich transmembrane BMP regulator 1 (gene crim1). The record is from RefSeq and is a predicted model, not a curated record. Gene Ontology annotation, cellular component: extracellular region; plasma membrane. Lineage: Eukaryota; Metazoa; Echinodermata; Asteroidea; Valvatida; Acanthasteridae. Gene Ontology annotation, molecular function: serine-type endopeptidase inhibitor activity; protein binding.